AAAAUUUAUCGAUAUUUGAUGACAGUUGAAUGUUUGUAUAGAUUUAAAUUUUUCAAAAAUACAGAAAAUAUAAAAUAUAUACUUUAUGCGGUUCAGAAAGAUGUAAAUUAAGUUAAUUCAUUCAGUUAGUUAACAAUACAUAAAGAGAUGGAGCAAGUCAAGCAAAGAGGAAAACACCGCAUUCAAGCUGAAAACGAAAUAAUUCGACGACGUGAAAGAGAAACUCAAUACAGUGAACUUUGGAAUGGUACAGUGAAAUAUUUUGAUCACUGGAACAAGGCUUGCAGCAAAUUCGAAGAAUGGACAUCUCCAAGAUAUUAUAAUGAAAAUAAUAAAAUGUUAUCAGAGAUACAGAGCAAGCGGCAGAAAGAAGAACAAUUGGAAAAACGAAGAGAAAAGUUAAGGAAAUUAUUUGAAGAAGAACGGACAUCAUUCGAAAUAGAAAUGAUGGUUCAUAAGAGUAGACACUUAGUUGACAGACCUAGAAGAGACAAUUUAAAAGUUACAACUGAAGCGUUAAAAGAUGUUAAUGAUAAUAUAAAAGCACACGAAGAAGAAAAGAGAAGACGAGAGGCUGAGCUACAAUUAUAUCAUCAAUGGAGAAGAAACAAUCCACUCGUACGACAAUAUGAGGCAAAAUACCGCUGCAAAGACUUAAAAUUAAGUUGGUUAGACCAACAGAUAGAAAAACAAAUGCAAAAAGAAAAAGAAGAGGAAGAAAAUAAAUUAAUUCUAAAGCAACACGAGGAAAAAAUUAAAUUUGAAAAAGAAGUGGAAGAGUUGCAAAAGAAAGAGCUGCUAGAGAAAAGGGAACAGCUUAAACAUGACUUAGAACAACAAAUGUCUGAAUUGCAACAAAAGCAACGUUUUUGCGACGAUUUAAAAUAUAAGGAGAGUGUUGAAAUCAAGCAACAACAGUUAUUGGCAGAACUAGAAGAAAAAUGUAAAGUUGAAGACCAACAAAGACGGAAUAAAGAAUGUGCCUUGGUUAAUAUUCGGCAACAUAAGAGAAAACUACUGCAGAAAACUCAGGAUAUUCAAGAAAACUUAGAGAGGGACAGACAAUUGGUUUCAAGAUUGAUAGAACUAGACCUAGAACAGGUUAUUGAAGAUGAAACUAAACGACGGGAGACCCAGGAAAGUAUAAGAGAGUUUUUAGAUAUACUAAAACAGCAACAAAAACUAGAGAUAGCAAGAAAGAAACGAAUGGAUUUUUUAUUUGACUCAGAAGCUAAAGCUAUGUACGAAAUGCAAGAAGAAUUAUGGAAAAAAGAAGAAAUGAAUAGAAAACUAUUAGUAACAGAGGUGAUUGAAUCAUUGAAAAAACAAAUAGCCAGUAAUUUGGAAAGAUAUAAGGAAAAUCAAAGAUACAUUUUACAAGAACGUGAGGAAAUGACGAAGAAAAUAGAAGAAUACCAUGACGAUUUGAAACGUUUGAAAGAAGACGAGGAGAAAAGAAAACAACAAGCAAAGUCUGUUAGAGAAGAAGAAAUUCGCGUAAAACGAGCGAGAGAAAAGCAGUCGGAACAUGUGAAAAUGAAGGAACUUGAUCAAGAGUUAGAACUAAUUCGAAGAGAAGAAGAGAGGCUACAAAAAGAAAUUUUGAGAAUUCAGCAAAGACAAGGUCCUAUUAGGCCUCCUCGAAGUAGAUUAUAUCUUUAAUAAUUAUAAGCUUAAUUGUUGUUGCUUAGUUUUAAUAUUGUUAGUUGUUGUUGCACUUUUUGUUGCUACUGUUUCAUAAUACCAGAAACAUAUCCAGCGGCAAAUUUAAAUGGACUGGAAUGGAUCAAAAUAUUAAUUGCAAAACUAUUUUACUUUAACAGAUUUUUCAUCAUCACCAUUCUGAUUUUAACUCUCUGUAGAAUAUAACCCCCUCAAUAAUUUUUCUCCUUGUUUCAGUGCCCUGUCCGAUUAGGCGAUUAUAUUGGCAGUAAUAACUUUGUUUAUGGCAGCUCGAAACAUAUUAGCAGAUAUCUCUUGAUACCACUCUCGGAGAUUUCGGAUUCAGGAUGUUCUUCUUUGUCCUGAGCCUCUUUUUCCGGCGAUCUUACCGUGUAUUAUGAGGCGUAGAAUUCUUUUUCUUUACGUGUUAUCUCCGCGACGGAGGUUGGCAAUCAUCAUGGCUAUUCUGAUCUUAGAUGCUGUUGCUCUGAAUAGUUCAAUUGAUUUGCAUCCGUACCAUUCCCCCAAGUUACACACUUCCUACAGUUCUCUUGCCCUGGAUUUUCUCUUGUAUAAUUAAUUGAAGUAUGUUGUAUCUCUCAUUACGCAUAACAUGUCCCUGGUAUUGCAGCUUUCGUGUCUUGAUGGUUUCCAAUAUUUCCAGUCUUUUGUUGACUCUUCUCAUGACUUCGUUGUUUGUUACAUGCUCGGUCCAUGAUAUCUUCAGGAUUCUUCUAUACACCCACAGUUCAAAUUCUUCCAACUUUUUAGCCGUCAACGCGUUAAGUGCCCAUGUUCUAUCCCGUAAAACAGAGUCAAGAAAAUAUAACAUCUUGGCAGUUUAACUCUCAAGUCUAAUUUCAGUUCUCUUGCACAAAGUACCUUUCUCAUUUUAUUGAAGUUUGUACUUUCUCUAUUCGAACUUUGAUUUAUUUGGAGUAAUCGUUUGUGUGAUUAAUUAUUGUGCCAAGGUAGUUGUAGUUUUCAACUUGUUCUACAGUUUUACCGUUAUUGUCAGGCUUUCAUCAUUAUUUUGGGUUUUUGAUAUCCUUAUAAAUUUAAUUUUCUUGAUGUUUAUUGAUAAUCCAUAUUCUUCUCCAUACUCAACUAUCCUAUUCAUUAGCUUUUGGAGGUCUUGUAGGUUGUCCGCUAUUAUGAUAGUAUCGUCCGCAUAUCUAAUGUUGUUGAUUGGUGUUCCAUUGACCUUUAUUCCUGCUGUUUCUCCCUCAAGAGCUCUUUUCAUAAUUUCUUCAGAGUAUGCAUUCAAUAGCAGUGAUGACAAUGCACACCCCUGUCGCACUCCUCUUUUAAUUUCGAACUUUUCUGAUGUGUGUUCAUUAAUGCGUAUGUGCGCCUGCUGUUUAUAAUAUAGAUUUGUUAUAAUUCAAAGGUCAUUGCGUUGUAAUUGUUUUACUUUGAGGACGUCCAUUAGCUGUUUGUGGCGGACUUUAUCGAAAGCCUUGUUGUAAUCUAUGAAACAGACGUACAUAUAUUGGUUCACAUCCAAGCAUCUCCGGAUUAGUACGUUGAAUGCAAAGAGAGCUUCACGGGUACUUAUGUUUCUCAUCAUCAUCAUCAUCAGCCUCUCUCAAUCCACUGCUGGACAUAGGCCUCCCCUGUUUGUCUCCAAAGUGUUCUAUCUUGUGCUUGCUGUACCCAGUUUUUUGUUGUCUUUCGUAAGUCAUCUUGCCAUCGUGUUGGUGGUCUUCCUCUGCUACAUUUAUCGGCUCUUGGUCUCCAUUCAACUAGUUUACGAGUCCAUCUUCCGUCCUUCAUUCUGGCAACGUGUCCAACUUAUGUUUCUACGGAAUCCAAAUUGGGUUUCUUGAUAUCUCAUUAUAUGGCAGAAAUAUUGUAACUUUCGAAUUUUGAUUGCUUUUGUUAUUUCUGUGGUCUUUUUCACUCGAUGUAAAGCUAUUUAAUUUUUUAUUCGAGUAAUCCAACUUAUUCACAAUAUUCGUCGAUAGAUUCACAUCUCAAAUUUUUUCAUUAGUGUCUUUGUACAGUGUACGGGUCCAGCUCUCCAAGCCAUACAGCAAUGUGGAGAAUAUGUACCAGCGUAUCAAUCAGAUUUUAAGGUUUAACGUUUCUGGUAAUGAGAAUUUUCUUUAGUUUAUAGAAGGCGGCUUUAGCUUUUCAGUUUUCAAUGCGUAUUUUUAUUUCUUUGUUUAUAUUUCAGUUAUUGUUAACGUUGGUACCCAAAUAAAUGACAUUAUGGACUCUUCUAAGUAUAUUGCAUACGCUCUGAUGUUCAUUGGUUGUAACUCCGUUUUGCUAACAACCAUAACUUUGUCUUAGAAUGUAUUAAGUUUUAGCCCAUUUCAACAUAUGUUUCGUUCACCCUGUUUAUAAGUCGUUGAAACUCGUUUUCAUUGGAAGCAAUCAUUGUGUCGUCAUCUGAAAUCAUCCGUGUCGUCUUCGUAUCUGAGAUUGUUGACGUUAAUCCCGUUGAUUUAGUGUGUGAAUCUUCUAAAGCUUCUUUAAAAAUAAAUUCGGAGUAGAUAGUAAAAAGUAAAGGCGAUAAAAUACACCCUUGCCCCACUCCACGUCAUGUUUCCAAUACGUAAUUCGUAUGUUUGCAUAUUGAUGCCAAUACAAAUUUUUGAUAAUACGGAGGACUUUGCCAUCAAUUCCCAUCUGUUGCAAGACACCUAUCAGUUUGUCGUAGGUGGCCCAGUCAAAGGUCGUUUUGAAGUCGAUAGAACCAUGAACAUCUUUGAACCAUGACCUACAAACUGAAUAAUGCUCCCUAAAUUCUUGAGCGCAGUAUUCUUGAGAAAAUUUUUAGUACAUAGUUCAUCACACUGAUAGUGCGAUAAUCGCUACAUUGUUUAGCGUUUAUUUUUUCUGUAUUAUUACAAAUGUUGACAGUAGCCAGUCUUUUGGUGUAUGCCCUGUUUUGUAUAUUAUGUUGAAGAGGUUUAGAAGAGAAUGUUGAGUUGAGAAUAAUAAUUUUGUAGGACAGGAAGGAAUUUAAAAAACAGCUAACUGAACAGACACACAGUCUUUCCAUUUAGAAAUAUAUACCACACAACAGCUAAUCUUUAUUUAACGUUUUCCAAUUUUACAAGUAUAUUAGACCUAGAUCUAUUUUGUCGCUGUAGUUACACUCAUUGCACCAUACUUUUAACAUUUUUCACUUGGAGAAGAUGUGGUAUAUUCUCUUCUCUGAAUUCAUAUGUGAUAAUUAUUUAAUAGAAUAAUUAAUUAAUAGAAUCAAAUUUUGUAGUUUUGUAGUUUAUUGAUGUGGAAAUAACUGUAUACGAGUUGCCUUAACAUUAAACAUUUACUGUUAGUCGUUUUGUAGUA
This is a messenger RNA of Diabrotica virgifera virgifera (western corn rootworm), 4971 nucleotides long. Its product is annotated as trichoplein keratin filament-binding protein-like. Gene Ontology annotation, cellular component: keratin filament. Lineage: Eukaryota; Metazoa; Arthropoda; Insecta; Coleoptera; Chrysomelidae. The transcript is spliced from 2 exons. Bases 148 to 1662 code for a protein of 504 amino acids. Gene Ontology annotation, biological process: apoptotic process. The record is from RefSeq and is a predicted model, not a curated record.